Molecule: messenger RNA, 2486 nt
Organism: Exaiptasia diaphana
Lineage: Eukaryota; Metazoa; Cnidaria; Anthozoa; Actiniaria; Aiptasiidae
Product: digestive organ expansion factor homolog
Exons: 21
Coding region: 46-2406 (786 amino acids)
Biological process (GO): maturation of SSU-rRNA from tricistronic rRNA transcript (SSU-rRNA, 5.8S rRNA, LSU-rRNA)
Cellular component (GO): small-subunit processome; nucleolus
Molecular function (GO): rRNA binding; U3 snoRNA binding
Source: RefSeq, a predicted model, not a curated record
CAUUUGCAUCAAGAAUAAUACUGAAAUCAUUGAACACAAAAAUUCAUGGUCAGCGGAUUGUUUACAAAAUACAAAAUGGCGAAGCACGGGAAGUCAAGAAAGAAGAAAAUUCCGAAGAAAAAACACAGCUCUAAAGUACAGAAACUCGCUGCUAUCAACGCCAAAAGCUUAUCCAAGGCACAGAAAAGACACCUUAAAGACUUUGGAGAACUUCAUCCCGCUGAUUUAAGAUCGGUAAACAGUAAGAAUGUCAAGAUUUUUCAAGAGUCUGAGGAUUGUACAACAAAAUCAAAACUGGACUCAAAACUUUCUGAGUCYGAGCAAGAAUUUGAUUCUGGUGAGGAAGAGAAUGCUUACCAAAAGUUGAUUGGUUCUCUUGGCACAAGUACAACUCAGCCAUUCUUCAAACAGUUGAUAGAGGAAGACAAGGAUAUGGAUGAAGACAAUGUCAGUGAUGAUCAAGGUUCAAUUGAGAAUGGUGAUAUGGAAACAAAUGAUAUGACAGAGGAAAAUGUCAMUCAGGAUCAUUCUAUAAACCACACAGAAGAAAUUAAAAUCAAUAAUGAAGAUCAUAAAAACUUUGAGAAUGAUGGCAAAGCAGCAAUUGAAGAUGAAAAAGAAAAAGAUGAUGAUGAUGAUGAUGAUGAUGAUGAUGAUGAUGUAGAGAGUGAUGAUGAAGAUGCUCAAGUAAACUCUAACAUGGAUGGUACAGAUUGUCAGGAUCCUUUCACUGUACACUUUGAGCAAGAUUUGGASGAAUCUACAUUGACAAAAAUAACUGAAAAGUCAUAUUUCAAGAAUUCAACUUUAUUGGUUCCAUCUCUUGGAACAGUGACAGUAUCACAGCCAACAUUUAAUGCUCCUGUUGGAGAGAUUGCACCURACAAAUGUCAGGCAUUGUUCAAGGUGAAAGAAAAGUUAUGCAAAGCUUGGGUAGAUUUCAAUGAAACCAGUGAUGUAUUCUCUCCUGUGCAGAGKGAUUUGUUUGGUUACAUGAACAAAUACCAAGAUGUGUUCUUUACUAAUCGUGAUUUCGACAAUGGAGAAGAAAUWCGUCGACUAUAUUGUCUGCACUCGGUGAAUCAUGUACUCAAAACACGCUCAAGAGUACUCAAAAACAAUGCUAAAAUUGUCUUUGCUCAAAAAGAAAACAAAGAGCUUGAGGAUCUUCGAGAUCAAGGACUUACAAGACCAAAAGUUCUUAUUCUGGUUCCAUUCAGAGAUUCUGCUUUAAAAAUUGUUAUUAAUGUCAUAGACUUGGUGAUCAGUGACGGAAAGGGUCAAGUGAUGAAUAAAAAACGAUUCAUGGACGAUUAUUCAGAUUCUGAUGUCCAAGAGACGAAGCGAAGCUUUCGUCCUGUUGAUUUUGAGAAGAUGUUUGCCGGUAACAUAGACGACUGCUUCCGUAUUGGCUUGUCAGUCAAGAGAAACUCUGUAAAACUGUACAGCCCGUUCUACUCGUCUGAUGUUAUUAUAGCCUCACCGUUGGGACUUAGAACAGUGAUAGGAACUGAAGGGGAAAAAUUUGGCGACUUUGAUUUUCUGUCAUCCAUAGAAGUGCUAAUAGUUGAYCAAGUUGAUGUGUUUCUUAUGCAGAAYUGGGAGCAUGUGCAGCACAUAUUCGAUCAUCUGCAUAAACAACCCAAAAGUUCCCAUGAUGUAGACUUCUCUCGUGUUCGUAACUGGUGUCUCAAUGGAUGGUCAAAAUACUACCGACAGACACUUCUGUUUAGUAGCUUCGUUUCACCAGAGCAGAAUUUCCUGUUCAAUAAGUACUGUUACAAUUUUGCUGGUAAAAUAAAAGCACAAGUAACUAAUUUACCAGGCUCUAUCUGCCAAGCUGUAACACAGGUACCCCAGGUUUUCCAUCAAAUCCAAUGUAGUUCUUUUAGUGAGGCUCCAGACAGAUACUUUGAAUACUUUACAAACAAGAUACUACCUGAGUUUUCUGGAGAAGGUUCRCGUCACACCGCUGUAUUUAUCCCAUCUUAUUUUGACUUUGUUCGUCUAAGGAACUAUUUCCGGAGAGAAGAGAUAUCAUUUACUCAUAUUUCGGAAUACUCCAAAAGAUCAGACAUCACAAGAGCCAGAAACUGGUUCAAAGAUGGURCCAAGCACUUCUUGCUUUACACUGAACGGUUCUACUUCUAUUAUAGGUAUCGAAUAAAAGGCAUCAAAAACAUCAUCUUUUAUGGCCUUCCACAUUAUGCACACUUCUAUCCAGAGAUACUCAACUUCCUUGAUAGUGGACAUCAAUCAACAGCUGUAACGGCUACAGCGUUAUAUACUAGAUAUGAUAACCAUCGGCUGGCCGAUAUUGUAGGAAGCAGACGGUGCACUCACAUGAUGUCGGCUAAAAAGCAUGUGCACAUGUUUGUAGCAGGAGAACAAUCCGAGGGAUUAUAGUCCCUUGUAAAUGAGCACUUUGUAAAUGUCAAUGUAAACUUAUGGAAAAAUGUUUGUAAAAGCGAGGUGUGUAAAAGCAA